This is a messenger RNA of Aureobasidium uvarum, 1617 nucleotides long. The record is from the annotation of a GenBank genome assembly. NCBI's taxonomy places the organism in Eukaryota, Fungi, Ascomycota, Dothideomycetes, Dothideales, Saccotheciaceae.
AUGAACCGCCCGAAUCCAUUUGCGUCCAACAGCUUCUUCAAGCCAGCGUCUUCGCUCCUUGGGUCCUCGAACAGCUUCACUAAAGCAUCGCGUCAGAGAAGUCUGUCAUUGGACUCGGAUACCGAAGCCCAGCGCCAUACCCCUGAGCCACCAUCUUUAUCAGCUAUCAUGAACGAAUCACCUACUGCGUCAACCUCUGGAGCACAGCAAAUGAUAGCAAGCCCUACGAUCCCUCUCGUCGAUAUGUCACGCUCUCCGUCACCGUUCGCAAAGGCCAAAAGUGCCGCACAAUUUGAAGAUGACGAGGACUACGAGAUGCGAUCCAUGUCUCAAACCAGACACUUGGUCGCAAAGGACAAUGCUGCUAGAGAACAAAGCAGCACACAACGCAUCUUCCAAAAAGGUGGAAUUGGUCAAUUCUUGUUCGGCACUGCUGUGGGCUGGCGCGUCUACUUGGCCUUGUUGGUCNNUUUUUGGGUCGGAGGCUGUCAAUUUGGUACGCUGCUCAUGAACAGAUUCAUCCUCUGGACGGGUACAUACAAGUUCCCUUACCCACUCACCCUCACGCUCUUGCAACUCUGCAUAACGCAUGUGUUUUUGCUUGGCUUUGCUGCUCUGACCAGAGGACUUGCUUCGCCCCUAAGAAGCAUCGGGCUGGGUGCCAUUGUCGCUCCUUCUCAAGCAUACAACAGGGGCAACAGACCCACACGAUAUACCGGAGGCUUGAAAACCAAGUCUGUAUUCAGCAACAUCUCGCACUGGUUCCUUCACGGCUCUGGCGGCAUCGCAGGAGGUGGUCUAUUCGAAUAUCAGCGCAACACAGCCAAGCAUGUCUUUCCUGUCGCCAUCGUCUUUCUCGCCAAGACCGUCUUAUCCAACAUUUCCUUUGCAUACGCCGUCAUGCCCAUGUACAUGGUUUCGAGAAUCGCCGUCAUUCCUUUGACUUUGAUCUUCACUGCCAUCUUGCUUCGCCAACAAAAUACGAUCCAGACCAUGUCAGCAGCCAUGAUCGCCACACUAAAUCUACUCAUGACCAGUAUACGGCCCGGAGAGCGCGACCCCUGGGAGUCAGUAGUCGCCGGUAUUUCCAGCUCAAUUUUCGUCGCUCUAUACCCCAUCCUUCUUCUGCGCGGUUAUCGCCGACUAGUCUCUGAUCUAAUACCACAAGGCGAUCGACUAAGCGCUGCAGACUCAAACUCUGCAUCCAUCAACACAGGCACCAAAGAAGAAACACGCGCAUACUGGAGAACCCUCCACUACACCUCUUGCCUCACAAUAACCCUCCUCAUCCCCUUCGUCCUCCUCUCGGGCGAACUCCAACAGAUUAACCGCAAUUGCUAUUUCUUGGACGUACCUUGGUUUUGGUUCCUCAUGUCUUGCGCAGGUCUAGGUGGCUUUGGAGUCUUUUCGUCGUUUUUGCUGUUGGUAAAGGCGACGUCGCCGGUGUCUGCGAAUUUUGUUUCGGUGCCCAGGAGUGUGUUUCAGAUUGUCGUGUUGAGUAAAUUCAAAAUGCCGGCGCACAGUUGGGUUGGUGCUGGGUUGUGUGUGCUUAGUUGUGCGUGGUAUUGUGUUGCUAGGAUUAGGGAUGGGAGGGGUAGAGGUGGGUUUGGUGUUUGA